Messenger RNA from Cheilinus undulatus (humphead wrasse), 1045 nucleotides. It is a transcript of the gene ifi30b, whose product is annotated as gamma-interferon-inducible lysosomal thiol reductase. NCBI's taxonomy places the organism in Eukaryota, Metazoa, Chordata, Actinopteri, Labriformes, Labridae. Bases 5 to 865 code for a protein of 286 amino acids. Gene Ontology annotation, molecular function: oxidoreductase activity, acting on a sulfur group of donors, disulfide as acceptor. The transcript has 7 exons. Gene Ontology annotation, cellular component: lysosome. The record is from RefSeq and is a predicted model, not a curated record.
GCCCAUGAGGAGGCUGAUUAGGCAGUGCUUGUGGCAAAAGUUUCAGUCGUCUGAGCUCUGUGACCGUUGUACUUCUGUUCUGGUGUUAAACAUGAGACUCUCAGGGUUUUUUGCUGUGUUUUUACUCCUCUGCGCUGACCGGAGUAGCUCCGGGAUGUCUCAUCCUAAACCGUCCUGUCGUUACCCUCCUUCCCAGUGGUGUCGGUCCCUGGAGAUAGCAAUAGCCUGCAAGGUUCAGAAGCAGUGUAUGGAGGUGAACGCAACCAGACCAAACCAGUCUGUUCCUCCAGUAUCCGUCACUCUAUACUAUGAGAGUCUGUGUCCGGCCUGCAGAGUCUUCAUCACACAGCAGCUCUUCCCCACCUGGACCAUGCUGCAGGACAUCAUGACUGUCACCCUGGUGCCCUACGGGAAUGCAAAGGAGCUUCCGUCUGCAAACUCGCCCUUCAGUUGUCAGCACGGAGAGCCUGAGUGUAAAGGAAACAUGAUAGAGGCCUGCAUCAUCCAUUUAACUGGACACUCAGCAUUUCAGAUCAUCUACUGCAUGGAGUCAUCUGUAGAUGUAAUUAGUGCUGCGCAGCCUUGUGUUCAGCUGUACGCUCCCUCCGUCUCCUGGUCCAGCAUCGACUCGUGUGUUAAAGGAAGUCUGGGAAACCAGCUGAUGCACGCCAACGCUGCCAUGACCAGAGCUCUGAAUCCUGCGCACACGCACGUCCCCUGGGUCACUUUCAAUGGGGAAUACACUGAAGAGAACGAAGACAAGGCCAUGUCGUCACUUUUCCGUCUGGUCUGCCAGCUCUACAAGGGAGUGAAGCCUCCAGUGUGCACAGGAGCUUCAGUCAGACUGAAUAGGGGUUUCUGCUGAACACAAACAAAACUUUAAAAUAUUCACUCUACAAAUACUAACUUCCAUCACAAUCAAAUCUAACCAGUGUGUUGAAUUUUUCAGUAGUGAUAGCUGAUAAAGUGAACAUUAAACCUACCUUGAAUGUUUUAUGUACCUUUUGUCAUUUCAAAGUAAAAUAAAUGUUUUAUCUUGUGUCAA